CCUGUUUGAUGGAGGGGGAUCCUUUUGAUUCUGCCAUUAUUGCUUCGAUUUCUUGGGAUAUCACUAAGAUGGAGGUAGAUCUUUGCUAGGGCUCCUUCCGCUAUAGUAUGGGCUUUUUGGCAACUUCUACUACCGUCAGAGCUCUAGCAAAUGGGAAGUUUGUUGUGAAAGGUGCUUCUCGCCAUGUGGAGAAGGAUCCCAUGAUUCCUUCUAUUCCUACAGAGGUUCCUUUGGUUUCUUCUUCAAAGGGUGGAAAAGUUGUUGUCCUUCUAGGCUCAACAAAGGUGUUCUGCGAUCUUGAUAAGGUGUAUUGGGUUACUAGUAGUUGUGAUGUGGAUGAGAUUAGGGAGAUUUAUAAAAAGAACUCCAUAGGUCCGCAGGUUUUUCCUCCUCAACAUCCUGUGCGUUGUGUGGCGUUUUAAUGCCUUCCUUCUGAUAUGUGUGUCUAUAAGGAUCAAUUUGCAUGUGGGUUGCGUUUUCUUUUGCAUCCUUUUAUCCUUAAAACCUGUGAUGGAUUUUCCAUUAUUCUACCCCAAUAUGCUCCUCGUGCUAUUGUUGAUUUGUUUAGGAUGCGGAAGAGAAGUAAGGAUUUGCUAAACCUCUAUGAAUUCUGCUUUGGAGAGGUUCGUUUCGGAUCUAAGGGCGCAGGUUUCCUCUCUUCAAGCUUCGUCUUCCUCUGUUAUUUAGUCUUCUAAGGAGUCUUUUGAGGGUAAAGCCUUUGCUCUUUCUAGUAGCUUGGGUUACUUCAAUCUUGCUAUCAAGCUCAUCAAGAUGUUGCUGUGGAGGCUUAAGCUGAUCCAAAGUUGGAGAAAGUUUAUGAUUAAGGUCCAUCAUAUGUUCACUAGGUAGAUUUUUGGUUGAAGUAAAGGAAAGAUUGAGCAGCUUUUAGGAUGCAAAGGAUUCUGCUACAACUAUUCAUGGUAGGAGUAAUUUUGUUGAUGCAGAGGUUCUCAAGGUGUCCUUUAGCUUUUCGGACUUCUUGUUGAACCUUUUGUAGCCUUGCUUGCGUAGCUUUUACCUAGCUUUUUGUUUGUGUAACUUUUGCUUGGGUAUUUAAUGCACACCCAAACUUACUCAUAGCUUUUGCUUGUGUAACUUAUACUUGGGUAUUUUUGUACACCCAAACUUGCUCACAGUUUUUGCUUGCAUAACUUUUGCUUGGGUAUUUAUAUACACCCAAACUUGCUCAGAGCUUUUUCUUGCGUAACUUUUGCUUGGGUAUUUAUGUACACCCAAACUUGCUCACAGCUUCUGCUUGCCUGUGUAACUUUUGCUUGGGUAUUUUAUGUACACCCAAACUUGCUCACAGCUUCUGCUUGCCUGUGUAACUUUUGCUUGGGUAUUUUAUGUACACCCAAACUUGCUCACAGCUUCUACUUGCUUGUGUAACUUUUGCUUGGGCAUUUUAUGUACACCCAAACUUACUCACAGCUUUUGCUUAUGUAACUUGUGCUUGGGUAUUUAAUGUACACCCAAACUUGCUCACAGCUUUUUGUUUGCUUGUGUAACUUUUGCUUGGGUAUUUUAUGUACACCCAAACUUGCUCAUAGCUUUUGCUUGUGUAUUAUAUCAUCUUAAGAUUUUCUCAUACUCAGGUUCCUUGAUGAUUUUGUCUAUAAAGACUUUUUCUACUGAAGCUGUGUGUGCUGGUUCUAUGUACCUUUGCUUGCUUGUUUCUAUUUUUGCCAGAUGUUGUCAUAAUGCUUCAAUACCGUCAUCAUGAACCUGUGUUUCUGCCUUUUGUGGUUUUGUUGUGGCAAAUGUGGCCUUAUGGACUUGCUAGUUGUCCUUUCUUUGGCUUGAAUGUGUGCAAGCUCUCACAUUUUUGCUUUGAAAAUUGUAUUGAGUGAAAGCUGAGGAUGGUUGCAGACUCGUUUCGAUCGUCAAUUCUGUUGGUUUUGAAGGUACGUAACUUUCAUCUUGAUUGCUGUUUUACUGUGUUGAAUCUUGCUUCUUCCCUUCCAUUCUAAUGUCCUGACAUCGCUUUAUGACA
Molecule: messenger RNA, 1993 nt
Organism: Rubroshorea leprosula
Lineage: Eukaryota; Viridiplantae; Streptophyta; Magnoliopsida; Malvales; Dipterocarpaceae
Source: the annotation of a GenBank genome assembly